AGCUCUUUUCUGAUGUUUAGUUUACAGGGACUAAACUUCAAGCUCUCCUUUUUUCUUUUAUUAGUAAAGACUAACGUGAUUUGGCUUUUUCUCUUUUUCUUUUAUUUUCAAGUUAUUUCUUAUCUUCCAAUAAUUUGUUGCCCAAAAAUAAAAUGAUAAACAGAAUUCUGAGUGCACAAAAUCUUCAAGGAAAACUCCCUCAAGAACUUGUCAAGUUGCCAUACCUUCAAGAGAUUAACCUUACCCGCAAUUACCUUAGCGGCACGCUUCCUAGAGAAUGGGGUACAAUGAACCUUACCAAAAUUGCACUUGUUGCAAACGGACUGAGUGGUAAAAUCCCUAAGGAGCUAGCAAACAUCACCAGUCUCAAAAUUUUGUCUCUAAAGUUCAAUAAUUGCUAUGGAAAUCUUUCAGUUCUUGGGUCUCUUCCACACCUUGAAAUACUGCAUCUUACCUCUUUAACAAUUUCACUGGAGAACUACCUGAAACAUUUUCAAAUCUAAUCACAUUAAAGGAACU
This is a messenger RNA of Arachis ipaensis, 519 nucleotides long. NCBI's taxonomy places the organism in Eukaryota, Viridiplantae, Streptophyta, Magnoliopsida, Fabales, Fabaceae. The record is from RefSeq and is a predicted model, not a curated record.